AUGGAAAAGGGCACAAAGGGGCCCCCCAGUCCUUCUGCCCACCGCGAGGAAGACAGCAGCAGCAGCAGCAGCAGCGGCGCGGGACUGCUGGCAGAAGAGUGGGGGCCCCACACAGAGUCUUUUGCUGCUCUUUCUGCUGCAGGCAGCAGCAGCUUCGCCCUCUCAGAGGAAAUGCCUUUCCAAAAAGAAGAAGAUGACGUCAAGUGGGCCUCUGAGUUCCUUAAGAGACAGUACGAGGGAUGUGGUCUGGACUUUGGAGAUGUUCCGCCGCGGCCUGAAGAGCUUGGGACCCCGUAG
Messenger RNA from Eimeria tenella, 297 nucleotides. RefSeq lists its product as uncharacterized. NCBI's taxonomy places the organism in Eukaryota, Apicomplexa, Conoidasida, Eucoccidiorida, Eimeriidae. Bases 1 to 297 code for a protein of 98 amino acids. The transcript has 3 exons. The record is from RefSeq and is a predicted model, not a curated record.